UCAUGCGCAUGCGCAGUAGUUGAAGAUCGGGGAGUGUCUGAGCGAGCGGCUCGUUGACACUCGAAGCCGUAAAGAGCAUCUGCUGCAGGAACAAUGAAUCGACUGACCUGGGAGGAAAGGAUUUUGUGAGACUUUCCUGAACUGGACGGUUGGGGUUGAGAUGGGAUCUUAAAGGAAUUCUGAUUUAUUGGAUUUUUUUCUUUUUCUUGGCGUGAACGACCUCUAACGGUACAGGGAUUUUGUAUUUGUUGCAUUCGCGACUUUAUGAUCGCUUCUCCUUUAAAAAUAGCACUUGUAAUAAAAUGAGGUUUUACAUGUUACAGCUUAAAUCAAACUGAUGCCUUAUUUGCAGGAAUAGAUAGKCUUUAGCGUGGAACACUUGCUGCAAAGUCUUUUUUUAUUUCACUUUUAAAUCACUGCUUCAUUCACUUGCCUACACUGGAGCAAAUCAAUGCAUUGGUUGAUUUUUUUUUUUUAUGAGACACACUGCUGUCAUAAUCUCCUGGACGUCAUGCCUUGACCAUCUGCUGCUGGAACCUGUUUUAAUCUGCUGAUUAACCAGUWAAGGUCCAGCAUCACUCAGAUCAUUACUGGGACUGUGUUGUGCUGCUGCCUGCUCAAGGAGGGAUGCUGAAGGRCACUGUGGGCUCAGUGGAGGAGAAGGAUGAGGAGCAGGAGGAUGAAGGUGAAGAAGAGUUGAGGGACGGAGGGGUGCCCUUCUAUGUGAACAGAGGAGGCCUCCCGGUGGAUGAAGACACUUGGGAGAGGAUGUGGCGACAUGUGGCUCGAAUCCAUCCGAAUGGUGAAGCCCUGGCGAAGGAGAUAAGAGGCUCCACUGACCUGCCCAAGAUUCCAGUACCAAGUGUGCCUACAUACCAACCUACGAAUACGAUCCCCCAACGCCUGGAAGCCAUACAAAAAUACAUCUGGGAAUUGCAGUACAAUCACACAGGAACACAGUUUUUUGAGAUCAAGAAAAGCCGACCUCUUACUGCGUUAAUGGACAUUGCCAAGGAGAUGACACGAGAGGCUCUGCCAAUCAAAUGUUUGGAGGCGGUGAUCCUGGCAAUUCAUCUCACCAACAACAUGCCCGGUGUGGAGCGCUUCCCCCUCAGCUUUAAGUCUCACUUCUCAGGGAACCACUUCUACCACAUUGUGCUCGGCGUUCACAGCGGGGGGCGCUUUGGCGCGCUGGGCAUGAGCCGAAGGGAGGACCUCAUGUUCAAGCCGCUGGCGUUUCGAACGCUGCUGGACUUGGUGCAGGAUUUCGAAGGCGCCUACAGGGCCUACUGGCACACCCUGCGCAAGAUCAAGAUCGGCCAGUACGUGUCCCACGAUCCUCACAGCGUGGAGCAGAUCGAGUGGAAACACUCGGUCCUGGACGUGGACAAGCUGAGCAAGGAGGAGCUGCGGAAAGAGCUGGAGAGACACACCCGAGACAUGAGGCUGAAGAUAGGAAAGGCGGCGCCGCCCUCUCCCGUGAAGGACAGGAGAAACAGCGUGGGUUCUCCUCAUAAAGGACRAAACAGCCCCAUUCGGAGGAUCAGCCGAGUCGAGAGACGCCCCUCUGGAGAGAAGAAGGCCUUGGAACAAAAAUCAGCAGAUAUCAGCGGAUACCAGAUUCGAGUCUGAAAACAAAUAUUGUCCUGCUUGAAGCAUUUYUCACACACCUGUUUAUGGGACCACUAACUAAAUGAAAUCGUGUGCACAUUGACUUGCUCACUGGAUGUGGUCUUGAAUGGAUCACUAUAAAAAUGUUCUUCCUGAAACACUUUAUUCWGCUUUUAUGUUGUUAAAAGCUUUUUUUUUUCUGAAGCAGCUGAAGUAAUUGGUGCUGGCUGUGCUCCCAGUUUAUAAAAGGGGUGGGGGGAGUGCAUUUACAUAGUUAAAAAAAAGGUAGUUGAUCUUUCUCUGAAGCUGUGGAAAAAUGCCAGUCAAUGUAAAUGUACAAAUACACACAUCACAUGUCUCUAUGCUGUUAGGUUUCUCUGCAGUCAUCAUACUGGUAGUAUGCAAAGACAUGAUGUAUUAUAAAACCACUUUGACUUCACUGGGUAACAGUUACACCUAUAAUGAGUGACUAGUGUAUAAACCCUUGUGCCUUGUAUAAAAAUAAGGGGAAAAAACUAUUACUGAGCCCAAUAUUUUAGUUUUUAUCUGAGCACUGUGUGACACAGUGAGCCAACACCCAGAGACGAGCAUGUUUAGGAUGCUGCUAUGUCAGGAUGAGUUAUAUAUUCAAAAAUAAAGGGGCAUUUAUUAACCAAUUUUCAGAAACUGACUCAUGAACCAUCUAUUUCUAAAUGACAUAGCUGCCACUCAUCCCUGCUUUUAAUCAGUCUAUACAUCAUGUCUGUGGCUUAUCUGCUUAAUACCGUCCAACUUUGAUUUGUAGCAACUUUCACUUGCCUUAAGUGAUGUUCAAGUCCCUGACUUCCACUGAAACAAAGAUGUAAAAAGAUGUUUUACUGCACUUUUAUCUGGAUUUUGUAUUUUUUAUUACAAUUAUUGUCAUUUUAUACUACCUACAGUGUUUGUGAUCACCAGUUAACACUUAAUAUUCACCAAAUGCUGUUCUGAAUGUUGCUACUGUCAGCAUUUUUAUCUAGUCUGGGUGUUUUUAUUUCAGCGUUCUGAAAUGCAUUUGUUUUGCAGAAUCACAAUAAAGGUUUUUUGUGCAUUA
Molecule: messenger RNA, 2683 nt
Organism: Austrofundulus limnaeus
Lineage: Eukaryota; Metazoa; Chordata; Actinopteri; Cyprinodontiformes; Rivulidae
Gene: vash1
Product: vasohibin 1
Exons: 7
Coding region: 628-1632 (334 amino acids)
Biological process (GO): regulation of angiogenesis
Cellular component (GO): cytoplasm
Source: RefSeq, a predicted model, not a curated record